AUGGCUGCCCUCAGACCUGCAGUGAAGCUCAACAUCUUCAAAAAGAAGACCAAGAAGUUCAUCUGGCACCAAUCAGACCACUGUGUCAAAAUUAAGCACAACUGGUGCAAACCAGGAGACACUGACAACAGGGUGUGGAGAAAAUUCAAGGACCAGAUUUUGAUGCCCAACAUUGGUUACAGGAGCAACAAGAAAAUGAAACACAUGCUGCUCAGUGGCUUCUGCAGGUUCCUGGUCCACAGUGUCAAGGAGCUGGAAGUGCUGCUGAUGUGCAACAAAUCUUACUGUGCUGAGAUUGUGCACAGCAUUUCCUCCAAGAACCGCAAAACCAUGAUAGAAAGAGCCGCGCAGCUGGCCAUCAGAGUCACCAAUCCCAAUGCCAGGCUGCACAGAGAAGAAAAUGAAUAG
Molecule: messenger RNA, 408 nt
Organism: Loxodonta africana (African savanna elephant)
Lineage: Eukaryota; Metazoa; Chordata; Mammalia; Proboscidea; Elephantidae
Product: large ribosomal subunit protein eL32-like
Exons: 1
Coding region: 1-408 (135 amino acids)
Biological process (GO): translation
Cellular component (GO): cytosolic large ribosomal subunit; ribosome
Molecular function (GO): structural constituent of ribosome
Source: RefSeq, a predicted model, not a curated record